AUGGGCCCCGCUACUGCCAUCAGCGCGUCGCCUCAGAUGUCGCAACCCCAACUGCCGCCGCCGCCCGGCGCGUCCAAGAUCAAGCGGCCUAUUCCCCCGGGCAUCCAGACCAACGGCAUCACCACAGCCUCGCCGAACUCUGCCUCCCCUCUCAUGUCCGCCAAACGCGCCCCGUCUGCCGCUAUGGCCAACGGCUCUUCUGCUCGACCACCCCCUCCCAACGCCCUCGCAAUCGGGCCCCCUACUUGCCUGGACGCACCGGCUGUCACCCUCAACGUUCCAGUUACCGACAAAGCCUUCCUAAGGAAGCAUGCCGGCGUCCCACCGUCCUUGAUCAUACACCUCCAUCAAAAACACUGGCGUUUCGACCAACAAGACACUGUCCAGAGCCACCAGUCACCCUUCGGCCUGGCUUUUCUCCCCCACAUCCAGAGUCGGACUAUUCCUCACCAUCUCCUACGAGAGUUUCAUCAAUCAGGCGUUCCCUUCUACGACGGUUGCUUGAUCGUCCAAGUCCGCAACCAUUUGACGGCCACUCCGCCCAAGGGGCCAGCAAAGGCUGCUCCAGCUUCCAAUGCCAAUUCCAUUCACAGGUGGUCACCCUACGUCACACCGUCGCCGUAUACGCCAUACCCGAAGGAGGCUCUCCAAGAACACCAGGGCGCCCAGCCCAACGGGCUCACCAAGCAUGAAGACACAAAGGGCAAGGGCAAGGAGAAUGUUCCCAUCCAGAAUGACCAGGCUGACGGCCAGGGAAACCAAGAGUCGACCAAGCCCCAUAUCAUGACCGCUGUGCUACGCCCCACGGCAGAGAGUCUGGCUGAAGAUCUGAGAUUGGGCAUUAGCAACCCCAUGGCCAAAGCUAUGGGAAUUCCGCCCACUCCCAGCACCGCUGCACCACCAGUGCAGACACCCAUGGGGCCACCUAGUAGGAAACGUAAGGCGGACCAGAUCGAGCUGGACCCCAGGAACCUUGUGGCUGCCGAGGCCCAGAUCUUGCUUAGCACCUUGCCACCUCUCGACUUGGAACCCGCAAGAGACCCGGAGCAGCUCAUUGCAAAGCUCGAGCAGCAAACUGUGUCAGAUCCAGCUCAUUCGCAUCCCCCACCCGAACCCAAGCGACGCAAGAAGACGGAUGCCGAGCUGGCAGAAGAAGACGCCCACGCCAGGCAGAUGGAGCAGUACAUGCUUGCGUGCGACGAGAGCAGGUCAAACAGGGCCGCUGGCGCUCCUGGUGCUGGUCGUGGGUCGGAUGGUACUGGCCAAGCCACUGGCUCAGGCUUCGAGGCGCGGUUUAAUCAAUUUCAGCUUCUCGAAGAAAUCAAGGCUAGGGUGGAACAAGAGAAGGCUGAGAAGGAGGUCCAGGAGGCCGAACAGCGGCGGAUCUUGCAACAACAGGCCUUGCUCCUCGCUCAACAGAAACAGGAUCGGGACCGAAUCAACAAGGAGAACCAGAGGAAAAUGGCUAUGGCUCAGGCACAACAGCAACAGCAACAGGCGCAGCUUCAGCAACAAGCUCAGCAGCAGGCCCAACAGCAAGCCCAAGCCCAAGCCCAAGCUCAAGCUCAAGCUCAAGCCCAGGCCCAGCAACAGGCCCAGCAACAGGCCCAGCAACAGGCCCAACAACAAGCCCAACAGCAGGCUCAGCAACAACAGCAACAGCAACAGCCGACUUCGAUGGGCACACCACAUACUAUGCCUGCUACGAUGCAAAAUAGCCCUAACCUGGCUAACACCAUACCUAAUGGUGUAGCGAGGUUCUCUCAGGUAUCGCAAGGCCAAGUGUCAUCACCGAUUAUCCGGCAAAACACACCACAGAUGGCAUCGUCACCCAUGGUUAACAGCGUGGCCAUGCAAGCUUCCAACUCCAACAUGGGCGGGAGCCCAGCACGGCCUCCAAGUGUGGCUCAGAGCCAUGGUCCGAUGUCCGUUCCCAUGGCCGCCAGUAUGUCUGCGAGAGGCAGUCAACAGAGCCACGCAGCCGGAACACCCAGGAUGCCCAGCACCACCCCUAACAUGGUCCACGCAACGCCUAUGAGCCGUCCUUCGGUCGUCCCAACACCCCGCCUGCCCCAGGCCAGCCCACCACCUGGAAUGAUGCCGAACCAGCAAGGCAUCAUGAUAAACCCCCAAACGGGAAUGCCCCAGAUGAACGGUAUUCCACUCCCACAAGGCAUGAACGCUCAACAGGCUGCUCAAUAUAUUGCUGCUCAACAGAGGAUGAUGCAGCAGCGAAUGGCUGCCGCUGGAAUUCAAGGACAUGCCAACCCUAUGAUGGCUGGGCAGAUGACACAAGCCCAGCUACAACAACGGCUUGCUCAGCAACAGAUGAUGGCUGCUCGUCAGCAGCAGCAACAACAACAACCACACAUGAUGGCUCCUGGAACUCGGGAUCUCGCUGCGCAGUACUCUGCUACGCUGGCUAACAUGCAGCAACAGCAACAGCAGCAAUACAUCGGUCAGUUGCAAGGACAGAUGCGCGCGGGUAUGGUCGGUCAACCAGGCCAGGCGGGUAUGAUCAACAUGGCUGGUCUAAACCCUCAACAAGUAGCCAUGAUGCAACAGCAGAUUGCCAUGCGACAGCAACAUCAACAUCAACAGCAGCAAAUAGCUCAACACCUCCAACAUCAGCAACAAGCCGCACAACAAGGAGGCCAACCCGGCGUUUCCACCCCCGGCCAAGUCGUCGGUGUCCCCCGCCCCAACCCCGGACUGGUGGGAAUAAGCCAGCAACAAUUGGCCGCCAUCUCCUCCAACCCAGCCUUGCUACAACAGAUCAACAACGUGACUACUUCGCUAUACUCCAAAAGGCUACCUGGGUUUGCCGAGAAGUGGGGAGGUCAACCCAACAACAUCCCGCCCGACCAGAUGGAGAUGUUCAAGAGCCAGUGUCGGUCGCACGCUAAGUCUAUGGUAAUCCAGAAUUACCUGAAGGCGCAACAAACGCAAGCACAGGCUCAAGCGCAGGCGCAGAUGGCAGGACAGGGUGGUGGUGGUGGACAACACGGUCAGAUGACCCAGCAGCAGAUUCAGCAGGCCAUGGCUCAGCAGAUGAACGGUGGUGGUGGCCAGAUGGGUGGUCAGGGACAGAUGGGUGGCGGUGGUGGUAACGGUAUGGUGGCUGGGCAGAUGAACGGUAUGGCCAACCAAAUGGCCGCUCAGCAAAUGGGUCAGCAGAUGGCUGCCGCGGGAGGAAUGAAUCCUAUGGCAAUGCAGCAGUUGCAACAGCAGAUGCAGUUGCAGAUGGCUCAACAACAGGCUGCUGCUGCUCAGCAACAGCAGCAACAGCAGCAACAACAACAACAGCAACAGCAAGGUCAACAACAGCAGGGGAUGAUGGAUGUUCCUGGAGUUGAUGUAGAUGGAGAUGAGGGUGGCUAUGGUGGUCAUGGUGGUGGGCAUGGUGGUGGGCAUGGUGGUGGUUAUGGGGAAGGAGAAGGAGAUGAGCGGUAUGAGGUCCAAGAGCAAGGUCAGAAAGAGGCCCAACGGCAACAAGGCCAGGAAGAGCAGGGACAGAUGCUGCAAGAGGAGGGGAUGGUCAUGCCUCAGCAACAUGCUCAACAGGGACAACAGGCGAUGUAA
Molecule: messenger RNA, 3582 nt
Organism: Sordaria macrospora k-hell
Lineage: Eukaryota; Fungi; Ascomycota; Sordariomycetes; Sordariales; Sordariaceae
Source: RefSeq, a predicted model, not a curated record